Molecule: messenger RNA, 4948 nt
Organism: Hemibagrus wyckioides
Lineage: Eukaryota; Metazoa; Chordata; Actinopteri; Siluriformes; Bagridae
Gene: camk2g2
Product: calcium/calmodulin-dependent protein kinase (CaM kinase) II gamma 2
Exons: 23
Coding region: 115-1938 (607 amino acids)
Biological process (GO): protein phosphorylation
Cellular component (GO): cytoplasm; neuron projection
Molecular function (GO): calmodulin binding; ATP binding; calcium/calmodulin-dependent protein kinase activity
Source: RefSeq, a predicted model, not a curated record
GUGUAUACGCGUGUGCGCGCGCGCGCGACCGAGAUCAGCUCCCGAAACCUGAACGAGCGAGCGAGGCGGUCACCGAGACACGAGAGAGAGAGAGGGGCGAUCUAUCAGUACAACAUGGCUACAAUUCCAACCUCGACGAGGUUUACGGACGAAUAUCAGCUUUAUGAAGAGCUUGGAAAGGGUGCCUUCUCCGUCGUCCGGCGAUGUGUGAAGAAAUCAACCGGGCAGGAAUACGCUGCUAAAAUCAUCAACACAAAGAAGCUGACGGCGAGAGAUCACCAGAAGUUGGAGCGAGAAGCUCGGAUCUGCCGUCUGCUCAAACACCCCAACAUAGUGCGACUCCAUGACAGUAUCUCAGAGGAAGGGUUUCAUUACCUUGUCUUUGACCUUGUCACUGGUGGAGAGCUCUUCGAAGACAUUGUUGCUAGAGAGUAUUAUAGUGAAGCUGAUGCCAGUCACUGCAUUAAUCAGAUCCUGGAGAGCGUGAGCCACAUUCACCAGCAUGACAUUGUGCACAGGGACCUGAAGCCGGAGAACUUGCUGUUGGCCAGUAAGAUGAAGGGGGCAGCAGUGAAGCUUGCUGACUUCGGGCUGGCCAUUGAGGUGCAGGGAGACCAGCAAGCCUGGUUUGGUUUUGCUGGUACUCCUGGCUAUCUCUCCCCCGAGGUUCUGAGGAAGGACCCGUACGGCAAGCCCGUUGACAUCUGGGCGUGUGGUGUGAUCCUGUACAUCUUGCUGGUGGGCUACCCCCCAUUCUGGGAUGAGGACCAACACAAACUCUACCAGCAGAUCAAGGCAGGAGCUUAUGAUUUUCCCUCUCCUGAGUGGGACACAGUUACUCCAGAGGCCAAAAACCUCAUCAACCAGAUGCUGACCAUCAACCCGGCUAAGAGGAUAACUGCUGACCAGGCCCUCAAGCACCCAUGGGUCUGCCAACGCUCCACUGUGGCUUCCAUGAUGCAUCGCCAAGAGACUGUUGAGUGUCUGCGCAAAUUCAACGCCAGGAGAAAACUGAAGGGGGCCAUUCUGACCACCAUGCUUGUGUCUAGAAACUUCUCUGUGGGCCGGCAGCACACGAGCCCCGCCGCCCCCACCACCAGCACGGCUGCGCUGGCACAGGAAGCAUGCAAAAGUUUACUGAACAAAAAGUCUGAUGGAGUGAAGCCACAGACAAACAACAAUAAAAACAGUGUAGUAAGCAGCAGCACCAAAGACAGCAGCAUAUCAUCCACAGCACCGAUGGAACCACAGACCACUGUCGUGCACAACCCAGCCGACGGCGUCAAGGGGUCCAUGGAGAGUUGUAACACUACAGAAGAGGAGGACAUGAAAGGUAGGAAAGUUGACAGGAUUAGCAGUGACAGCGCAGUGUUCAGUCAGUGCAGUGAUUCACCUCCUCCCCUGAUCCCACCACCCACCAGCGCUCAGAAUAAUGCAAAGCACAGUGCGUGGAGCAGCAGAGGGCAGAGCUCGUGCCCUGCUGUACCUGCCCAGACCCUCAUGGCAGCAGCGGGGGGGAACAGCUCACUGCGGUCGCGCAAGCAAGAAAUCAUCAAAAUUACUGAACAGCUGAUUGAAGCCAUCAACAACGGAGACUUCGAGGCCUAUACGAGAAUCUGUGACCCUGGGCUAACCUCCUUUGAGCCUGAAGCACUGGGCAACCUAGUUGAAGGCAUGGACUUCCACAAGUUCUACUUUGAGAACCUCUUGAGCAAGAAUAGCAAGCCAGUGCACACCACCAUCUUAAAUCCUCAUGUUCAUCUGAUCGGAGAGGAUGCAGCCUGCAUCGCUUACAUCCGCCUGACUCAGUACAUUGAUAGCCAGGGCCGCCCGCGCAGCUGCCAGUCGGAGGAGACGCGCGUGUGGCACCGUCGUGAUUCCAAGUGGCUCAAUGUGCAUUUCCACUGCUCAGGAGCACCGGCUGCCCCUUUACAAUGAACUACACCAGGCACAGCUUGCCCGGAUGAUUGGAGCAUGUCUUCUCAGUGGUCGGAUUGGUGCCAGGGGCCCGGCCGGAAGAGAAAACAUAAGGGGGAAAAUAUUACACAACAAAGUAAAAAAAUUAAAAAAUUUAAAGCCAGCUGAGGCCAGCACCACUUCAGUCCAACCGUAGCUAGACGUGGGGGCCGGUGAUGGCAGCGGCCCCGCCCUCCGAAUGCUGCAUGCUUCUGAUGCCCACAGGGGGCGCUGUCUCGUCCUUUACCCAUGAGCCCAUCUCUUCUGCCCGUCGUUCAGCAAGAGUGUUUCAAGUAUUAAUAUGUUGUAAAUUUUUGAGAUAGUCAAUCCUCACACCGUUAACGGGGCUGAAAGUGACGGAGGUUUAAAAUCAGAAAUGUGAAUUUUUAAAAGGGAAGCCCACUUUUCAGUGGCUAGUGGUGUUUCUUUUUUCUUUUUUCUUUGGUUAAUGUGUGUUCAGCUGAAUUCAGCAAACCAAUGGUAAGGGUGGAAUAUUUGAGGAGCAAAACUAAAUUCUUACUUAAUAUCAGAAAAUAUCACCAAAGUGUAGAAUUUAGACUUUGACAUGGUUAUUUUAGCAGUCCUUUGAUUCGGGAGAAGAUCGGGAGGAGCGUAGGAAGGUUUUUAGUAUCUUGUAGGGUUCUUUUGUGUAACUUUUUGUGUUUUUAAUCUCCUGAAUGAUGCUGUAUUUGGAAGUUCUUUGUGUUUUCAAAAAAAAAAAGAAGAAAAAAAUAGCAGAUUUUUAAAAGCAAGGCACGUUCAAUAUAGUUGUACACUGAUAUUUAUAGAGAGGAAGAAAAAGAGCAAGGGUGUUUGUGUUUGUGUGUGAUAACACGGUCUCGCUUGGCACUCAUUGCUUUGGUGUGCGUUAACAAGCCCUUGUGUACACACACACACACACACACACACACACAUUGGCACACGAGUGCCAAGAACCCUGACACGUGUUCAGUCAAUUUACUCAACUUGCUUGUCUAUUUGCAGCUCUGUCAUGUCCUACUGGUUAGAACCUGAAGUUUCAGAACACUCACUUUCACGUCAUUAGUGUGUUCCUAGUCUCCUUGUGAACAAUAGGAGGAGCUUCAACACUAUUCACCUCAUCCUGAUCGCUUCUUCUCUCUCUCACACACAUUUAGAUCAGCUUCCUAGAGCGCCGGCUAUGUGUGCUUAUACUUUUUCUAGACUCUUACGAAGCAUGUUUGAAUCGAAUAGAAAUGGCCUGUACUGUUUUGCACAUAAGCCUGAGACGCUGUGCUGUCGUGUUCCCGUUGCGUGAACUUUUCUGCAACUUCAGGUUAGAGAAUCCCUCCCCGAGGGCGAGUCGUCAGACUCACCCUGACACCAGUCCAUAGCUGUUAUACACUCCCUCCAUGCGUGCGUGUGUGUGUGUGUGUCUGCACACUGCCUGUGGUGUUCUAAUUGUGACGUACUGUCUGUUCUUCCACUCCCUGUUCCAUCUCCGGACUCACUGUGAGUGCCGCUCGAGCAUGUUUAAUAGAGGAAAGGGAGUGCGAUGGAUGAAUUACCCGGUGAUCGUGUGACUUUCAGCCGACUUGAGAAUGGAGAACGCGAUCACGCUAAAGGCAGUUGGUUCGUAGGUCCCUUUGUGACACUUUGUGUUGUACUGGUCUAAUGUUAGUGUUCUUAGUGUUGAUGUUUAUUCUGGAUCAUAUAUUUUUUAAACUGUAAAUACUGACGCAGUGCCCAUGUGUAGAUGAAGGGUGGAGUCUAGGCUGUGCCAAACGUGCACGUCCUCUCCGUCUGUCCCGUAUACACACACCCGAACAUGUUCCUAGACACACUCCAUCAUGCACUGGUACAAUGAAUCCUGUUGUAAAUGCAAAUCGUCAUGUGUAGCUUUGUGUGGCUGUGUUACUGCUCAAACACAGUGUGCUUCCUUUAAGGCAUAUCUGUGUGUGUGAGUGUGUGUGUGUGUGAGAGAGUCAGUUUGACAUCAUCUGUGUGACACCUUUUCACUGUAGUAGCGUAGUUUUGUGUGUGAAUGUCAGUGACUAAAAAGGGUCAAAGCUUGGAGCUGGACCCCUUCACCUUGUUCAAAGCAAUUCUGCUUACUGAGGGGGAAAAAAAUAAACACAACCCCCUGUCCUCAGUCACACAGAGCUUAACACAGCAGACAGUACACAGCGCAGCACUGUGACACCCGCCACCCCAUCACACUGUGUUCCUGUUUUGCGCCCUGGUGCAGUGUGUGUGCAGUUCCAGUGUGGUGAUGUUCUGGGUUUCUGUAGUGUCUGUUCUGAGGCCUAUCGUCGUGCGUCCACACAGCCAUGCGGAAUGUUUAUGUAAAAACAACACAACCCGAAUUUAUUCAAUAUUGACCGUAGGGAAAAAAAAAACCUAUCAAAUCGAGGAGAGCAACGGAUGACGGUGUUUCAGAUAUAGGAAAAAGAUGCCUGCUAGACAUAUUGUUCGUUUAGCUUGCAAAACGAGGGUGAGCUUUCACACGCUAUACUGAAAUAUCUCCAGCAAGGCUGCUCAGUUUUAACAACCGAACCAUAUAUGCAGUUGGACAGAAGGAGGAAAAUAUGCAUGUCUACUCUGGUAAUAUUUUUCACUGUCUGUGUUUACUUAAAAAUGGAAAAUCUAUCUUAUCUAUCUAUAUGUAUGCUACCUGCAUUCUCGAGAUAAUUGAAAAUGGCUCUGUUUCAAAUGCUAAAAUCAAGUGAUGUAUCACAAACGAAAAAAAAAAAAGGACAAAAAAAGAAUUAACAAAGCCUUAGCUUGGUAUGUUCCCCAGAUUCUAUUCAAUUUAUUGCAUUGUAACCAUAUGAUGGUUCUACAUAUGACUAUACUCUGAGUUUUAAUUGGAUGCUGGAUUUUUUUGCAUGAUCAUACGAUUAAUAAAACCAUUUAAAAAUGAAAAAAAGAGUUUAAAAAAUAUCAAGUGUUUGUUUGAAUGUCUGUAGAUCUUCAUGAUAGCUUUGUUAUUAUUGAACAUGGGAAAGUAUUUAAUAAAAACAUUUAAACAUAA